AAAAACCGGUUGCCCGUUUUACCUGCUGGCUGUCCGAAACCACCCGUAUGAAACCUGGGAGAUAAAAGACGGAACAAUUGAACAUAACCACGAACUUUGUGAGGACCUGUCGGCCCACGCGUUUGUGCGAAGGUUUACUCCAAGCGAAAUGAAACUGAUCGAGCAGCUGACAGCUCAAAACAUGGAGCCGCGCAAAAUAUUUCAAACGAUAAGGAAGCAGGACCCCGACAGGUUUCAUGUUCAGAAAGACGUUCAAAACGUUGUAGCGAAGAUUAGAGCCGAACAAAGACAAGGAUUGACUCCCAUGCAGUCACUAGAAAAUGUGCUGAUGAAGAACGACUUUAUUUACGAGAUCCGGGAAGAACCCGGAACAGAGAUCGUAACAGAGAUCUUCUUUCUUCAUCGGGACUCGAGAGUCUUGUGGCGUGCAUUCCCCCACGUCAUGAUGAUCGAUGCAACGUACAAGACAAACAUAUACAAUAUGCCCUUUAUCCAGAUUGUUGGUAUGACGCCUACCAACAAAUCGUUUAUUAUCGCGCAUGCCGUUGUUAGUAAAGAACGGGGUGAUAACUUUGUGUGGGUGCUUGAGAGGGUUAAGGCAAUGUUGGAUGAAUGUAUGGAGCCACGUGUGAUUUUAACGGAUAGAGACCUAGCCCUUAUGGGCGCGUGUGCUAAAGUAUUUCCAGACGCCUCCAGGCUUCUUUGCAGGUGGCACAUACAACAGAAUGUUAUGAAGCACUGCAAGGGUGCCUUCACAGACGACGACUGGAAGAAAUUUUUGUCAUUCUGGGGUUCAUUGAUUGAGUCUCCAUCCAUACCCAUCUACGACUACCACUUGCGCAACAUGCGAAAGCGACUUGUGGAGUGCAAACGUUCUAGAGUCUUCAAAUACGUGUACGAUAACUGGCUAAAAGACUAUAAGGAGAUGUUUGUCUUUGCGUGGACUGAUAAGAGGCGCAACUUUGGUAAUCGUACUACAAACAGAGUUGAGAGCCAACAUGCCAACUUAAAGAGAUACGUCGAAGAUAGGAGCUCGCUGGACCGUAUAGUUGGUUGUGUCCGGGAUAUAGUUGAGACACAGUUCGGUGAAAUAAGGAAGACUUUUCGAGAAAGCAUCGAAAAAACAAUGAAACACCACAAACACCCGAUGUUUCAACACCUACUUGGAAAAGUAUCCCACAAAGCCCUUGACUUGUUGCAUGGAGAGGCAAUUAGGAGGCUAGAUGUCUUGGAGCGCUUUAAUUCAUCAUGUGGUUGCCAAAUGUGGCACAGCUGUGGGUUGCCCUGUGCUUGUAGGAUAGAAAAGUACAUGCGUGAAGAGCGUCCGAUUCAACUCGAAGACAUAGACGUCUUCUGGCGGAAACUUAACUUCCAAAGUUGUAAAUUGAUAGACGACUCCCUUGACGUGGUCGAAGAGCUAGAUGUUGUUAGACAACAAUUACAGUCGCACCCUCCAGCUCAGCAAAAAAGCCUGCUUUCAAAGAUUAAAGCGGUGUUGACUCCAACGAAAUCUACCAAGAAACCACCGGUUGUCCAACAAAAUACUCGUGGCCGACCAACAACAAAGCAGGUACAAGAAAGGUUGGACGAGGCCUCUCGUAUAGAUGAAGAAUUGAGGAGAAGCUCCUUCGGUGAUGCAAACACGUGCUUUGAAGGUUCACGACAAAGUAAGUACGAUAAACCUCGCCACAGCUCGUACGUUCCGUCUCAAGCCUCACAACAGUCGGUUAUAAGGUCCCAAAAACCCAAAGCGACCCUAAGCCGUUCAAAGAGUUCUAAGAAGAAAGAGACACGAGAUGAUCACGGUUUUCCUUUAAUCAUUGGGGACGAGUACGUGGGAAUCAUCGAACGGUUUAAGUCUGACAUUCCGCCAGUGUUCCAUCCGUACGUCUCGUGCAUACGAGAUGUGAUGCCGGACGGUCAUUGUGGGUUUCGGUCUGUGGCUGUGGGCUUAGGGAUGGAUCAGAGUUCAUGGGGGCGUAUUAGAAGGGACCUUGUCCAAGAAAUGGAUCAGAACGAAUCGAUCUGGUUCCCAAUAUUUGAAGCAUGGGCUGCAGGUUAUUUUUACACGCAUCGUCAGGGCCUAAUUUGGGAUUCAGUGGCCGGUUGUGGGGAGAAUCACUGGAUGGACUUCCCCUUUGCAGGACUUCUUAUUGCAUAAACGUACGGUAUCGGGGUGCACCUGUUAACGACAACCAUGGGUGCGAGUUCCACUUACUUCCCAAUACUAAGUCCUCCGGCUAAUCAACAACCAUUAUUCAUAACGCUUACACAUGUUAACGAGAACCACUUCAUACAUGUUAAGCUGGAAGGGGAUUAUCCUAUGCCACCAGCACACGGGCUAUGGUUGACCCACCGAAGACCCCACACAGAACAAUGGGAAGAUAUGUACUUGCCACGUCUAGAAUGGUAUACAUCGAUAAUGAAUCCUCGACCAAGAUCAAACCCCAGUCUUAAUUACAUAGAUAGUUACACGGAAGAAUGAUUUUUGUAAUUAAUAGUAUUUUUUUGGAAUUAAUAGAAUUUUUUUGUAA
Messenger RNA from Helianthus annuus (common sunflower), 2534 nucleotides. Its product is annotated as protein FAR1-RELATED SEQUENCE 5-like. Gene Ontology annotation, biological process: regulation of DNA-templated transcription. The transcript is spliced from 3 exons. Lineage: Eukaryota; Viridiplantae; Streptophyta; Magnoliopsida; Asterales; Asteraceae. The record is from RefSeq and is a predicted model, not a curated record. Bases 149 to 2161 code for a protein of 670 amino acids.